Messenger RNA from Phalaenopsis equestris, 2232 nucleotides. Its product is annotated as lipase-like PAD4. The record is from RefSeq and is a predicted model, not a curated record. NCBI's taxonomy places the organism in Eukaryota, Viridiplantae, Streptophyta, Magnoliopsida, Asparagales, Orchidaceae. Gene Ontology annotation, biological process: lipid metabolic process.
AAAAAAGGUGCAUCGAACGCAUAACACUCUGAACCCGGUGAUCUGCUGCUAUUGCCGCCAUGGAAGUCCACUGCGAAGACAAGCAUUCCGUGUUUGAGACGAGUCACGUGCUGGGAGCGGAGCUCUUAUCCUCACAGCUGCUCGCGCUGGCAUGGCGACAGUGCGGCCUCGCUGCAGCGGCAGGCGGCUGCCGCGGCAGCCGCCAAGGCGGACUUCACCGCAGAAGAGGUGGACGGGACCUCUACGUGGCCUUCUCUGGUGCCGGCUAUAUUCAAUCGACGAUUGGCAGCGAUUGGUUCUUCUCUGCCAUGCCACUCGCCUCCGCUUGCGGCCGUGAGCUCUUCUCCCAAUUGGUGAGCGAGGAAGGCGAUGGAGAGCCGGUGCUUGUUCAGGCUUGUGCGCUUCAACUCUUCAUCUCCAUCUUCGACACUCCUCAGUUCUGGAGACUCGUGGAGAUGAUGAAGACGGGUAAUAAGAUGGUAAUAAUCACAGGACACUCAGUUGGAGGAUCCUUAGCUUCGCUUGUCGCCCUAUACUUCCUGUGCUCUCUUUUGAACUUCUCUUCAAAACAAUCCUCCCUUCUUUGCAUCACAUUUGGGAGUCCACUCCUUGGCAAUGAGGCCUUAUCACAGUUCAUUCUUCGUGAGAGAUGGACUGGAAAAUUCUGCCACAUUGUUUCUCAGCACGAUGUUGUGCCAAGGCUUCUCUUCUGCCAACAAAAUUCCGAUUUUCCGCACCUAAUCAUUAGCCUGCUAAAAUCAUGCCAAUUCCACAUGGCUUUCCCUCUACUUCCAAAGCCUUAUUCACAGACUUCUGGUGCUAUCAAAGCUGAGCUUCAUCAGUUCUUUACAAACCAAAUUACUCCACUGUGCACCGAGCAGAUGCUCACCUGUUCUUCUCAACUAAUCAGCAAGUUCAGGCCAUUUGGAUGCUAUGCAUUAUGUUCGGCUGAAGGCAUGAUCUGCAUCGAUGACCCGGUUUCCGUAGUCCGAAUGCUUUGCUUGACAUUUAUGACAGGCUGCGCAAAAUUGAGUCUCGAGGAGGAACAUUUAUGCUAUGGUGGCUUGGUGAUGAAUGCCUCACAGCAGUUACUGCUAAAAAAGAAAAUUGAUUUGGUUGAUUGUGUUCCAAGCUCUAAUUAUGCUGCUGGAAUCUCGCUAGCACUAAAAGCCUCUGGUAUUGGAGUUGAGGACAGGAGAGCCACGGAUGCCAGAGAAUGUUUGGAGAUGUCGGUGAAAACUGGUCGAAGCCCCGCCCUAAACUGCACUAAUCUCUCUGUCAGACUAGCUAAAGUUACGCCGUGCCGUGCUCAAAUUGAGUGGUACAAGGCAUGCUGCGAUAGCGACAUGGGCUACUAUGAUUCGUUCAAGCGAAGGAAAGCGUCUAAGAGAGACUCCAAAGUGAACAUGAAUCGAGUCAAGCUUGCAUGUUUCUGGGAUGAUCUGGUUGACAUGGUUCACAGCAAUCAACUCCCUCAUGAUGUCCACAAAAGAGCCAAAUGGGUAAAUGCUGCUCACUUCUACCAGCUUCUUGUUGAGCCAUUGGACAUUGCUGAAUACUAUAGAGUUCAGAUGCACAAAACCAAGGGACAUUAUCUUGCUCAUGGAAGGGAGAGGAGGUAUAAUGUUUUUGAUAAAUGGUGGAGGGAAAGACACAAGGAGCUAUUUGAGAAGGAUGAAAGGAGGAGGAGCAAGUUUGCCGGGCUCACUCAGGAUCCUUGCUUCUGGGCGAGGGUUGAAGAGGCGAGGGAGUGGCUGGAAGAGGCGAGCGGUAAUUGCCAUGGAAAUAUGUUCAAAUUGAAGCUACUCUGUGAAAAGCUGAAUGCUUUUGAUUGUUAUGCAAGGACCUUGGUUGAGAAGAAGGAGGUGUCUGUUGAUGUUUUGGCACCUAAUUCUUGUUACAAAAUAUGGCUGGAGGAAUGGAAGGUUUUGAAGGUGAGCUUGGGAUUGCAAUUUCGAUAAUCAUCGUAUAUUCUUCUGUUUUGUAGAUAAUUAUUGAUAUGUUGAAUAGUCUUAGCUUCUGAUGUUGCAAUCAUAGAUUGCUGGUAAUCCUUGUAAUUUACUUGGUUUGAUAAAGGAACUUCAGUAAUCUUUAUUUCUGUAAAAGCUUCCAAAGACCAUGAUUUAAAUGGAUUGAAAAGCAUUUAUAAAGAUGAAUUCAUGCUAAUUCAUCUCAUGUAACAGCAGUGUAGAUUCAAAUAUCUCAAAAUUUUGACAUGAAUUAGGAUAACUU